Messenger RNA from Acanthoscelides obtectus, 6281 nucleotides. Lineage: Eukaryota; Metazoa; Arthropoda; Insecta; Coleoptera; Chrysomelidae. The record is from the annotation of a GenBank genome assembly.
GUGAUUGUCAACUUGACAAUAGCGGCUAUUUAUUUAUGUUGUGGUUGCCAUCAGAAGUAAUGUUGUUAACUAAAAAAUAGGGGAUAAUCGCAAUUAAUGACAAAGUAAUGGUUGAAUAGUUAUUAGCUCCAUUUAUAUGUAUUAUAAUAUAUAUGUCUAAGUAUAAAAAGCCUAAAAUAAUGGAACAAGUUGUGGAAGAAUUAGAAAAUAAGGCUAAACAAACUGAUGAAAGAAUGGAUACACUUGCUACACAAGUACGAAACAUAGAAAGUGAAAUCUUUGCUGAUGGUCAAGAAAUUGAAGUAGGAAAUUUACUAAGAUCAGUAGGUGAGGUAAAAUCAAACUACCAAAACUUGAGGAAAGACCUUAUGGAAGUACAAGACUUACAGAAGCAGCUAAGCACAUCUUUGCAUGUGCAACUGAGGUUGAUGCAAGCACAAUUCAACACAUUAAAAGAAAAGCUCAAUCAGGCAUCACCUUCAAAAGUUGACCAAGGGUCAAGUAAGAAUAAUGAUGGAUAAAUUUUUGUUUAUUUUUUGCUGCUGAUACUUCACAUUGGCGAAAACAACAAACUUCAGGCCAAUAUGCUGCAGACAAGCUUUCUGUAUGAAUAGAAAAAGUGCUUUAAUAGCUGAUUCCAGACUGACAUAUCAUCCAUAAUCUACAUCUAUAUCCUUAUUUUUAAAUGGAUUCAAAACAAUUCAUGAUGCUUGGUGUGUAAACGCAUGUUGCUUGAGCAUUUUAAAUUAAUUUGUAAUUAGUGAACUUAUGCUCAAUUUAAAGUGGAUUUGCUUUUAUACACUUGUUAAGGGUUACAGAGUUUUAUUGUUGAUUUUUGAGAAAAAUGAUUAGGUUUAGGAUUUUUUAUGUUUAUAUUCAACAUACUGUACCUCAUUACAAAAUGGGACCAGAAGGAUGUUGUUCAUUUCUCAGAGUUUUUUUUCCUUAUUAAGCAUUGUAACCAUAUAUAGAACUGAAAAAACCAAGUAGAUAUUGAUUUUUUUACUAAAUGAUUUAGUUUUUUGUUAACUACCAUUGACAUAUUUUUACUGAUCCUGUUAGGUAUUCCUCCAUGGUAUGAGAGAGUUUUUAGUGCUACAAAAAUAACGAACCAUUAAGUCUUCUGUUACAUUAUUUUUUAGAACAAUAGCAAAUAAGGAUGGUUGAAAAGAGUUUUUAUGACCACUUAUGUGACUCAAGGAAUUUUGAUGGUACUGACCACUGAUGGAACAUGUUGCUUAUUUUUUUUUUUCUAUAUAAAUUUGAAGCUAAUCCUAAAAUUUCAAUACUUGGUUAUAUUCUUUCAGAGAGCAGUUUUGGUAAUAUUUGUGUCCAAACUGGACAAGAAAAGGUUUUGAAUCAUAGAACCACUGAACAUUAGGAACCUUACCAAAUUAGCUCCUCCUUAUUCUCAGUAUCUGGAAGAGCUUACUUAUUCAAUAUUGAAGAAUGAAGGAUUGUCUCUCUACUAAGCAAAAUCGAAAUAACAAAGAUCAUAAUGAAGCAGCAAAACAAGAGCACUAAAAGUUCUCUAUUAAUUUACAUUUCAUAUUUUUAAGAACAUUUUCAUAUAACCCCAUAACUUCAUUGAUUCAUACACUUACACACUAUUUAGUUGGUAUUUGAGGUUGCAUGCUGAUAGGAAAUUUUGAAUGCACUUUUAGAAACAUAUUUUUCAAUUGUUUUGUUUGGGUGCUAUUUGUACUUCAUCUGAGUACUCAUUACAUAGUCCUAAUAGGCUUUAUUUAAAUGCAAAUUUCUGCCCAAUGUUUGCUAUUACAGAACACUAUCACUGUAUUAGUUUAAUUAUUUCAUUACCCAAAUACUUAUGUUGUAAUGUAAUGUCCAUAUGUGACUGGGACACAACAGAACUCAUACACUUUUCGUUUCUCUGAAUUUAUUUGGUGCAAAUAGAUAAAGAUGUGAUAUUUAGAUGUUAAUGUGAUUAUAAUAAUAAUAUGGGUAGGUUGAUUGUGUGUUCUGUUAAACUUUAACCUACAUCUUAUGGCUUAGAACAGUGCAAUUGCAACUUUGAAACAUAUUUUACCUCUGGUUAGGAAUACAGAGAUGAAACCCUAUCCAGAGCCAAGAGUGGAUGUAAACACACUUAGGCCAAGAAAGGAAUAUUUUGUAUAAGGAAAUCCUACAAUUUUGGAUACAGUAAGUUUUUUGGUUGUAUCAUUAGAUUAUUGGUUCCUAAUGAUAAGUUCAAAUUGGCGACAUUUGCUGCCAUUUGAUAAACGCGUUUGACCUACUAGAAAGAAUUUUGCAGGAAAUUUAAUUAUUCAUCAUUUUGCUUUUAUAAAAAAUUAUCGUUAGUCAACAGAUUACGAGAAAUUAAAGAGUACAUGUAAUAUUUCCGCUUAUAAUAGCUAAACUAAGAAUCUAAAAGUAAAGAAGUAGAGAAUAAAAUUUGCUACAGAAAAUGUUAUUUACGUUUUUCGAUGCCUUUAUGGUUCUUAGAGUAUAAGGAGGUAGAGUCGUAUCAAAACGCGACAUACUUUACACGCUACGUCGACGUUAUCUGCAUACCACAUUGUUUUACGUGUAGAUAAGCUCAUAAUCAUUAACUAUGAUCAAGAAUACCAUUUUAAAGUGAAUCAGUCUUUUUACUGCUACGUAAAAGUAUGGAAAAUGCAAUAUUUUUUGUCUGUCUAUUGGCAAUUUUGACCCCGAGUAAUUUCAGUAACCAUUGCAGCAAUUUUAGCGGAAGAGGAGAUUUAGUUGCUUAUGACGUCACGUCCUUUCUAUUAAAAUCAUUGCAACGGUUGCUGAAGAUACGAAAUGACAAAAUUGCCAUUUGACAGAUCAAUGAAAGUGAACAUCUUACCAUUUCCCAUGCUUAAGUAUGGCAGUAAAAAAUGGUUUUACUUUAAAAUUGCAUUUUUGAUUAUAGCUAAUGACUUAUGGAGUUAUCUCCACAUUUAUGUAUGCUGACACGUACGUAGAGUGCGGAGUAUUCCGCGCGACUGUUUCCAUACGAAUUUUCAACUUUUGCUUCUUAUACUUGAAGAACCAUUAAGGUGUCUUUGAACCGCCGAUAACUUGGAAAGUACUGCUCAGAUUUGGAUGAAAUUUCCACACAAGGUUACUACUAUGCCAAGGACGAAAAAGCUUUACAGUAGUUUUGAAAUUCGGUCUAGUGGUGGCGAAGGUAGAUGCAAAAACUUAAAAAAAUUUAUACCGCUCAAACUUCGUUUUUUGAUGUUUUAGAGGUUCCUGAUCAUUUUCACAUUAUUACUAAUAACUAUUGCUUACUCAUUUAAAUACAAAGUUUAUUUUGUAACUUAAAUUAUUGCUAUUUAUUGUAUUUAUUCAUGCCAUCAUUUUGAUAGCUUGGAAGUCAGAGCUAUCUUGUAAAUUGGAGUAUAUAUGAAAGUGAAUGUGAAACGAAUGGUGUGGGCUUUAUCUUGUAGCCUUGGCAUCCCUCACGUACGUAUCUUUUUGUCGGACAUUUUGUGGGCUUUAUUUGAACAAUAUGGCCCUACGUUCAGAAAAUCUUUAUACUAUAUACUAGAUUUCAAAACCUAAUCAAACUAAAUGUGGCAAGAUAUCAUAGGUAGCAGUGAAAAAAAUUCUUCUAAUUAUUGUUUCUCGCACAUUAUAUUCCUCGGCGCUAUGCGCCUCAGGAUAUGAAAGCGCCCGGCCACUAAUUGGAUACUUCACCAAGGUAUGUAAUGUACUAAUGUGUAUUUGCAUGGGAUUUGAGAAUGCAUGUAUUUUCAGUUGAUGUGUGCUAUCCUGAUUUGAGCAAGAAAUGAUGCUUUAUGAUACUGUGACUAUUGUAUAUGUAGGUACAUAGAUUUUUUUGUAUUUUGAUUUGUGCUUUUAAUAACGCGACCGACGUCCUUAUUCAGAAUGCAACAUCAUUGAUUCAAAUAGUUUUUCCAUUCAUGCUACGAAACGUUACCAAAUUGAAAAUCAUAUGGGCUUUUCUUAUAUUAGACAAUAAAACUACAAAGCCAUGGGUAUUUUCAAUCAUUUUGAUUGCAACCGAUUAUCAGUAGUUUGCCUACAAAAAGUAUAGCCUGAGUAUUCUCAUUUUUUUCUAUGAACUAGGAGAAGUUCAGAUGUAAAAUUUAGUGGGAAGUAGACGUAAUGCGUUCUAGCGUGAGGUAAUCCAUUUUUACACGCCCUGUUCUAAGAAUGUGACACAAGCUUUUCCUUUGAGAUAGGCUUUCACCGAAUGUGAGGAAAAUAGCCUAAUUUAUUCAAUGAAGAAAGAGACAGCCCUAUAUCAAGCAUUGUCGAGUGACAUUGUCGCCAAUGAGCGUUUAACUUCCAGUUUGACACGAAUUGUAUGUUCACGUUCUACCAGUACCCUGGAUGAAAACCAAAUAUAUUGGCUCUAUUUCAAUGAGCCAAUAUUAAACGCGAUUUUGUUUCCAAUAUUCGAGCGAAAAAACGAUAAACUGUCGCAUAUUUGAAAAUAAACUACUUGAUUUAUUAAAAGUGCAAUUUUAUCCAUGUAGAGAAUACCCCAUUGUUUAACAAAGGGUCCUUAAAUGCACUCACAUAUUCGAUGUGUGAUACUGAUAACAAUUAACUAUAUUUUUUGUUUAAAUAUAACGACCCUGGUAGCUCAAUUCCACUCGAAAUUCGCAAAUAAAUCUGAUUCAAUAUUUAGACAAUAUAAUGCAAAUGAUGAAUCGCCUUGAAAUUAGUACCAUAAACAAACAUCAUAUGCAGUAGACAAAGUGAUAACAAUUAGAUACUUAUCUAGUCUGCCUAGAAUAAAUUGUCUAUAGAGAACGAUUUUUCAUCAAAACUUUUUUUUGAAGUAUAUGGCCGGAAUUUGUCUGUUCUAUUAGAACUUCGACAAUGCCUCAAAAGUACAGCAGUAACUUUACCUAUCCAAUACAAUGACACACUUUUUUCGAUAAAGUUCAUGUAAGCUUGCAUAUCUUAAAAAAUUACCUCCAGAUUUAAAUGUUCCACCACCAAACAAAAAAAUAUGUAUGACUAUUUUGCAUGACUAUAUUGACAUGUCAAUUGAUGUAUAAGACUAUUGUACCUUAGAAUGUAGGCACGGUAAUAAUUUAGUAAUAAACGUUAUUAUAUACAACUCAAAUCUGAAGGCAAUAACUGCUUUGCAGAUAUACAUACAAACAUACAUAUAUUCAUAGUAUUCUUGUACCUGCUGUAUAUAAUAAUACCCUAGAUCUGAACACUAUCAAAAGAUCACAUCCAAAUUUUUUUCGGUUUGAAUGAAUUUGAUGAUGAUUGAUCAGAUACUCAACAAGUCUCGCAAUUCUGAGUGCAUAUUCUAAAAAUAUUUCUAUUAUUUUAUUAUCAAAAAUUUAGCGUUUCUGUUGGAUCUAUACAGAAAAGUAUAUUAAAUAUACUGAGUGAUAAAAAAAGGUAAACACCUACUUAUGUUUAUCCGAUUUUAAUAAUUUUUGGCAUAUAUGUUCAGUGUCCCUUACUAGUAAAAUGAUUAAAUUUUAACCUUGAUUCGUCAACUGACUGCUGGUUCAAUAAUGUGUUGAGGAUCCACGAUUUCUGAUACACUCAUUGACACGCCUGGUCAUCGUGCUGAUAAGGCGGUCGAUAUCCUGUUGGGGUAUCUCAUUCCAGGCUACUGCAAUUUCGUUAGUAAGAGCUGUUAAAGUCAGUGUCAGCUUCUACACGCGGCCACCAUAAAAACUUAACAGAAAAACCUGACCUGAUAAGGUGGUCGAUAUCCUGUUGGGGUAUCUCAUUCCAGGCUACUGCAAUUUCAUGAGUAAGAGCUGUUAAAGUCAGCGUCAGCUUCUACACGCGGCCACCACAAAAACUUAACAGAAAAACCUGACCGUUUGAUCACCUGUUGUUCAUGGCAAGAUAAAUCGAUAAAUAAAAAAUUGAAUUCCAAUAAAAAUACGUACCUAGGUGUUUACCUUUUUUUGUCACUCAGUAUAAGUCGAUAUCACCAUGUUCAGUCUGCUUAUUUUCGUAGAUUAUUUCUUCUCAAUUUUUAUCUGACGCAUUUUCGAUCACAAUUUAAUAUGGUUCUUUUGUGCAAAAAUACAGUUGUUAAAAUUUUUUGGUACACAUUCACAAAAUGUGUUAGUGAUAUUUGAAUUAUACUUGGAUUUGCACAGAACCCUUUUAACAUUAAAUUUAAUGAACAUUCUAGUCCCUAGAAUUCAUACUCCUGUUUGCUCAAUAUUAGGCAUAAUUUUUACAUACAUGCAUCUAUAUAUCUAUAUUAUACACUUAAUAUACACAUACAUCUAUAAAUACGUUUACUUUUACCCAUUUUAGCGAGUACUUAAUUUGUUAUUUCCAGGAUUCUGCAC